AGCCGGGGGGCGGGGCUCGGGGAGCCGGCGGUGACUGGGCCGGAGCGUGGCCCGAGGCCGCCAGCCUCCUCCCUGGUGGCUGGACCAUGCCGGGGGACCGCAUGGCGACCUCCCUGAUCCAGAAGAUCGCCCGCCAGGCCCGCACCACCUUCAAGCUGCUGCCUCUGGCCGAGGCCGGGCCCGGUUCGGCGCCGGGGCCUGGGGCUUUCCAGGACAACCUGAGCCAGCUGAGCUCGCUGCUGGAGAAGGUGAAGGCCGAGGACCUGAACCUGACGCCCCGCAGGAACCAGGGCCCGCGGCAGGCCGGGCCCCCGGUCACCUACAUGCACAUCUGCGAGAGCGAGCAGUUCUCCAUGGGGGUGUUCCUGCUGCAGGCUGGAGCCUGCAUCCCGCUGCACGACCACCCGGGGAUGCACGGCCUGCUCAAGGUGCUCUACGGCAGCGUGGCCAUCGAGUGCUUCGACAAGGACGACGGCGAGCAGGCCGCGGCUGGCGUCCAGUUCAACCCGCCCCUGCUGCAGGGCCAGCGGGCCAGCCUCCGCCGCUCGCUGCGCUCCUCCAGCCGCCUCCUGGAUCAGGCGAGCGGGCCGUGCCUCCUCACCCCGCGGCUCAGCAACAUGCACCGGAUCGAGGCGCCGAACGGGCCGGCCGCUUUCCUGGACAUUCUGGCGCCGCCUUACGACCCCGAGGCCGGCAGGGACUGUCAUUACUUCAAGGUGCUGCAGCCGGUGCCGGGCAAAGCCAGCAGCCCAGCUCCCCCCGAGCAGGAGGCCGUUUGGCUGCUGGAGGUGCCGCAACCCGCCGACUUCUGGUGCGGAGGAGAACCUUAUCCCGGUCCCCAGGUGGUACCUGACCGAGAAGCGAGCCCGAAGGAAUAGUCAUGUACCCAUUUACAGUGAAGAACCCUUCACGAACUCUUCAGCCAAGCUCACUUCGCCCCCUACCCCCUGCAUGGUUAAUGCUCUUUUUCAUGUUGCAGAGUCGACCCAACCUUUAAUAACUUUGUUCAUAGCCACACCAAAAACCAAUAUCCUCAAACUCUUCUGGAGAGGAAUGAAAACAAAACUUUGCGCCUGGACCUUUCAAGUUAAAAGUAGAAAAAUUGUGUAUUCAUUCACAUCUAUUGAUUCUGUGCAGUAACAUUUUCGAUCCAGAAAAUGCUAGUGAAGCUCAGCCUGUCUGAGGAGAGAAGGAAUCUGUGUUGAGUAUAUGUAUUCAGGAUAUGAGAUAUUAUAUAAUGGAUCUGUCCAGCCUUUUUUUUCAGAUUGUCAGACCAGCAUUUAAUUGGUAAACAUCCUAGUGAUUUUAUUGAGAGUGCAACCAAUCAUCCAAAAUGUCGUGUUUACCUGGAAUGCAGACUUUAUAAAUACUCAGAAGUGGAGGUUGAUCAGUUCAGUUGUUUUCUGAAGUAUGGAAAUUUCUGAGGACAUAACUUUAUUUCUUUUCCCAGUAAGAACAAAACACUAUUGGUAGAAAUACUAUGAAUUCAUGUUUUGUAUUCAUGUGUGAACAACUGUAUUUUCAUAUGAACUCUGUUUUAACUGUUUCCAAAGCAGUCAUCAACCUGAACUUGACAGCCACAGAAGGUACAGGUGGACAAACAUCUUAAAAUUUCUCGCUUCCUUUGAAACCAGUUGCCUCCAGAAUUCACCACCCGCCCCCUCUAAGCACUGCUUCUUUUUUGUUUAAUGUCAUAUAUGCUACCGUUUUGGCAUAAGUAUUUUAAGAAAGGAGUCAUCAGGAGUUCAAUGCCCAUACUGUUUACCAGCACCUGGGCCUGUUUGUCUUGUAUAUUUACUGUGAUGCUACGUCAAAUGCGUUAUCAGAGAAUCAUUUUGCACUUUGGAUUCCAAAAUGCUGACCUUAACAAUGUUAGCCAGCAAUUUAGUCAAUAAAAUCUGUUAUUCUACGCAACAUCCAGAUAUAUGAAAUGUUGAAAGGUUUUGGAAGUGGUAGUAAAGAAAUUCUUACUGACAUGUUCAUGAAACUACUGUGAAAUUAAAGCGUUGUUGAUAUGGAGGGCUGUGGGAACUGUUUGUUUAGCUCUGUACAGCACUUCCUUGUUAGCGCUGAUAUGGUGGCUUGAUUUUCAAAAGCAACGUGACAACUGGUUGGAAACAAUUAUUUUGGUUUAGUCACUAUGUAAUAACUGUGACUGCGCGACAAAGCGCUCAUUUAGAAUUAGUUAUCAAGAUUAUUGUAUACAUUUAAACUUUUUUUUUAAAACUGAGAGUAGGAUUUUCUUAUAAAUCCGCAAUGCCAAUUUAUUGCAAAAUCUGCUUGGAAUGACUGUCUUUAUAAAUAUUGGGAAAGAAGACUAAAUGUAGCCAUAAAAGGGAAACAUAACCAAAGGCUAACUUCAUAACCAGCAGUAACCUAAGAAGCAAAGGGCUGAGAUUUUCUAUUCAUGUUGGCCAUAAUUUUCAAACAUAACUUCAAAUAAGAUAUCCACUGAAAUAUUUUUAAUUCACCCAGCUGCAACAUGUGACAUGUUCCCUUUCAGAACCCCCACUGCUGGAAGCUCGUCUGAUAUGACUGUGCAGCCUUGUGCUACAUUGCAGCUCUAUAAUGAUUGUGUGCCCCCUUCCCUGCUAUAUUCCCUUUUUGGUUUGUUGAGUUCUGCACUAUUAGAAGUACAUUAUUUUUAUUUGAAAUAAUACCUUAGCCUUUAAGGAGUGGAUAUGAUUUUAUUGCAAGAGCUAUGAAACUGUGGAAAGGUGAAAAUUGGACUUAUUGAAAUAAGUUAUGUAAUUGUCCUGCCUAAGUGGUUGUUUUUUUGUAAGUAUAGUGUUGAGUAAAAGUUGUCCAUGUAGUUUUGCAUGCUGUGGUCCAUAAUCCUCAAUGCAGUUUAUUUAGUACUCCAUGUGAAAAUACAAUGCAGAACAAAAUGUUUAGCCAUUUCUUUUAUUCAGUAUUGUAUAAAUAAAAUGGAGUAGAGAAAUAUGGUUUUUGGUUCACUUAGCUGAGUUAUGCUGUUUAUAUUGGUGGAGUAAAAAUCAUAUCUGCUUUUUAUGUAUUAUCUUUAGAUUGUACUAUUUCAGCAGUACAGGUAUAUGACAAAAGAUAUUCACUUUAUUAGAAAAUAUUCUUGAGCAAUAAAAUGUAUAGCAUGUGAUUUACUGAUGCUGUAUUCUUCAAAAUGUUAAUACUGGAAGUUUAAGCACCCUGAGCAUUGUUCUAAAUGUAAUGUGGUCGCUCAUUUCAUUACAAAUUCCCAAACAUUCAUUCUCAUAUUUGAGUGAUGCAUGAGCAAUCUUAAGAGUUGCUGGGUAGUAACUGAAGUGCUUUUGGUACAAAGCCAUCUAAACUCCUGAGGUUUUGACCCAAAUCACUAGAGCUGAGUGCACAAACCAGAAGCAUUGAUGAUUGUUCAAUCAGUAAAGCAAUGCAUGGGUUGACUAAAUGUAAAGUUAGUUUAUAGGAAAAUGUGAGUGGUUCACAUUAAUGGCUGGUGGUUGCUCCACUAGGCUUUCAAUUGAUGAACAGAAGUUCAGGAUUUUGGAAAUAAACAUUUCUGCUUCAGUAAAUAUUUGUUUUCAGUAAAUAUUUGGGUGAGGCCUAGCCAGCAACAACUUUACUUCGCACUGCAACCAUCAUCAUUCUUACAUAGUUAAAAUGUAGAUAAAGCAUUUUUUAAAAUACCAGCAUAAUAGUCGAACCAAACAGUUGAGCAGCAGAAUGGAAUAAAGAUAUAAAUUGGUCUUUAAAAAUAUGGAAUGUUUCUGUUUAGUCAAGUUGUAAUAACAGAUAAAACAAUAUUCUUUAAGAUUUGUUGUGGUAAGCUUUCAACUGGACACAUGCAUGAGAGGUAAUAUCAUAAUCCUGGCCUGUGCUUGUGAACUUGGCUCUUUUUUUAGUUGAAUGAGAAGUCCAUGAGUUUAACCUAUUUUCCAGGGAGUGCUACAUUGCCAAAAGUACCAUAUUUCAGAAUGAGACUUUAAACCAAGGCUUUCUAUCUGUCCUCGGGUGGAUGUAAAAGAUACAUGGUACUAGUUGAAGAACAGGAAAGUGCUUGUGUUAUCCUGGGUAAAGUCUGUCCCUCAGCCUCUAAUGGGUCACUUUGUUUCAAGGGCCUAUCUGUAAGGAAGUUGCUCUUUUAAAACGCCUCCACAUCUGUGUGUGCAAUUGAGAAGUCACUAAUUAACAAUGAAGCACUGAAUUAUUUUGAUGUUAAAAGGUACCCAUGUACUUUUCAGGUGCCAGUUCAUUUUGUUUUAAUGGAACCAAUAUGGGGAAUGAAACCUAACAGGUCACAUUGCUUCUAUGCUAGACAGAGGAUUUGGAUCCUGAUCAAUAACAGUCAUUCAGGUUUCCCUGCUACAUCUGACUGUCUGGCAUUCUAUUUCUACCUGACCUGCCUAACUCAUCCAGUCUUAAGGUUUUUAUCCUGUGUGUGCUUGAUCAAUUCCUCCCUUAUCAGAAUUUCAUGCUUGAUGUCUUCCUCUUCCUUUUUCUGUGCUUAACUUGGGGUCAAUUUUUAUAUAUGGCCUGAGGUGUUAACACCACUGUCUAUGAACCAAUGUCAAAUCAUUAGUAUAGUGGCUGGAGAGAUUCCAGCAUGUGCCAAAAUACUGCACACCCUAUUGUUUCUCUCCUCUGAGCAGAUUGAACUCAGUCAUGCACACUGUGAGAUCUUGUUCUUUGACAGUAAAAUCAACAGUUUCCAUUUACAACUUUAUUUGUCCCAUUCUCAUUGUUUGUUUGCUUCUAAAUCACUCAGCCAGAUCUCCAGGCUUAGAUCUGACAAUACACAUUUCCUGUACUAAAUCCUAUGCGAUGUCAUUCUAAUUGCUUGACCUUGGCAGCUCUCAUUUUCUCCUCAUCCUAGUGUAUUGUGAUAGAUUAAUUUUUAGCAUCUAUAUAGAUCGUGUCAUGCAUUAACCUUUUUGUUUCUUGCUGCAAGCUGAAGCAACUCAAUGUUUCUGUUUGUGUCAUCUGAUUGUCUAUAGUAUGAUCACUCCCUUCACAGCACCAUCUAUGACAAAAUUUCCAAUCAUCACAGCCUUGCAUUUUGAAGUUUUCUACCUAAGUCCUUCCAUCUUCCAUCCAUAUCCACAUUGUUACAGUGACUGUGUUUCAGAAGUACUUUGUUGACUUAUAAAACACUUUAGGAUGUGUUGAAUGGUGCUAUGUGAAUGAGUGCAAGUCAUUUGAAUUCGUUGAAAUAAAAUCAUGAAUCUCAGGUGUUUCAAAACUUUGUUGAAGUGCAUUGAUUAUAAAGUGGGUCAUAAAAUGGGUUGAUUCACCAUAACCCUGUUUUGCCAUCAGUCGCCAUGUUUCUGCUCUAUAUGCAUGUGGGUGUUAUUUUGCCAGGGUUACUGAUGCACUAAAUAGUAGUGCAAGCUGGUCUUCUGUCCAUGCAGCCCACGCACCCUCACACCCCCCACUACCCCCUUCAUAAUAGUGGAAAGAUAUUUUAUGGAUUUGGAAUGUUUCACAUUGAAAUUCAAUAUCAAUUCUCAGUCAGUUGUAGGAAAUACUGGAGAAAACAUAUGAAAAUUGCUUUUGUCCAUUACUAAGUCCCUUCCAUUCUUUCCACCAUCCUUAUAAAGUCUUUUGGUAGUAAACACUAAGGAAAUGAGUGUUGUUUCCCAAAAAAUGAAAGUUCAAGCAGCUUAAACUAUAAACUUGUUAUAGUAAAAAUGGUUUGGCACUUCAAGGGUGUAGUUUUUCAAUAAAAUUUAACUUUAAUUAACAGUUCUUGUCUUUUUAAAAAAACUUAGUUUUAAUGCAUGCUCUAUGUUCCUAUUGGAAAGUGGUAACUAAAAUCAAUUGGCAAGUGACAGAUUGAAAGCAAAUCUGAGGUUGGUUCAGAUGCACAGUUUAGUGGUUUUCAUUUGCCUAUGUAAGUUGGUGUCUUGAUCUAUAUCAAACAAUAUCUGAUUAUUUAUUUGAGGAAUUGCCACCAAUCAGUAUUCUGUCUUUGAGUGGCUAAGAAGGUAGCCUCAUUUUACUGCAGUACAGAACCUGUAAAAUUCUGUAACCAUAAGCAGUAAAAUCUAUUCAGGAUAUCAAUAUUGUAAAAUGUACAACAAUUGCACUGCCUGUAUCUAAGUUUUAUGUUAAAUAAAUGAAAAUACAAACCAA
Chiloscyllium plagiosum (whitespotted bambooshark) is the source of this 6087-nucleotide messenger RNA. Its product is annotated as 2-aminoethanethiol dioxygenase a. Gene Ontology annotation, cellular component: mitochondrion. The record is from RefSeq and is a predicted model, not a curated record. Gene Ontology annotation, molecular function: oxidoreductase activity, acting on single donors with incorporation of molecular oxygen, incorporation of two atoms of oxygen. Lineage: Eukaryota; Metazoa; Chordata; Chondrichthyes; Orectolobiformes; Hemiscylliidae.